UCCGCAAGCGUCUCUAUUAGUCAUAUGAAAACAGAUAUUUUGGCUAAUCUAAUUCUUGAACGUUACUGAAACAUACUAGCCUUUUAAUAACUGCUUAGCCUACUUAUAUUAAAAGAAUAUGACUAAUAAAAAUGUUAGUAUUAUCAUCAUUAUCCACCAGAGGUCCCACAAACAUAACCUAUAAUAGCCUACAUGGUCAUCAAUAGGAAGUUUAAAUAUUAACCAUUUAUGCAUUUCGGUCUUAAACAAUAAGCUAAGUGUUUGGAAAAAGAAAUAUCACGACAAAAUUUGGUCUUUUAUUUUUCUGGUCCUUUUAAAGAACUCAGAUACACACUAUAACACGCAUUCUCUGAUAGUCUCUGUGAAGUCCUACAAAUAAAUAUUAAAUGAAUGCAGAAUUAGAUGCAAGGUGGGACUUUAAAAAAAUGUUUGAAGUGAUAAUUUAGAUUUCUUUUAUAAUAGUUUAAUAUGAUGCAAUAGUAUAAGGGUUUUGGAGGAGUGUAAGCUGUCCUCUCCUCGCGGUGAGGUCCGGGAGAUGCUGCUGGUCUCGCGGCUUUGUGCGGAUUCUUGACCGUCUCCACGACAACCACAACCUGACGCAACUUACGCCCCUCCUCCAUUCGAGCCUCUCAUCUCAUUCAAGAAACAAGUGUGGAGUAAGAGCAGUGUAACAGAGCAGGACGCGAGGGGUACAAGAGCCUGAAAAACUACUGUGAAGCCCCACAGACACACCAUCCUGGUUACUGCGAGCAAAUCCAAAGGUCUACUGUAUCUUUAUUGAUCCAACAAGGCAAUGAGAUCAUCUGACCACUUAAAUUGAUUUUCACUGUUUAUUUUUGGCUACUCUAACCACUUCCUCAGAAGGCCAUGGAUGCCAGCUCAAUUCCUCAGAUUAAUAUAGAGGACUGUGAUGGCCUUGAGGUUGCCCCAGAUGAUCAUUUGAGAAACCUGAAAGCACUGACUGAGAAGCUCAGGCUUGAGACCAGAAGGCCGUCCUAUCUUGAGUGGAAGGAACAAGUGGAAGCUCAAAGCUCCAAAGGCUUAGCAGUGUCAGAGGGCUCAUCAGAGCCGGAGACGGGUGCUGGACUGAAGCCUGACGGCACACCUCACAGUUCCCAAGUGACUGAAGGAAAUGCCCUGAUUUCUAGAAGCCUUGGAGGAUUCGAUAAUAUUGAUGAAGCUCUGGUUUGGCUUCGAAAAGAACUGAUGGAGAUGCGCAUCCAGGACCAGCAGCUGGCCCGCCAACUUAUGCGACUACGCGGUGACAUCAACAAACUCAAAGUGGAGCAGACGUGUCACCUGCAUCGCCGGAUGCUCAACGACGCCACCUUUGGCUUGGAGGAGCGUGACGAGCUGUCGGAUCUUCUGUGUGAUGGACCCGUCACUCCAGGGUUUGGACUCUCUUCACCAUUGCGCCUCAUUGGUGUCACCAAGAUGAACAUCAACUCCAGACGCUUUUCCCUUUGCUAGCCAUUUAAUGUGUGACCGAACUCCGAAAGAAAAGAAUUAAUGACUCAAAAAGUGACUAAUCUUGAAAUGAACUGUUUUCACAGAACAUCCUGUGCCUCUUGCUCUAUAUUCCUGUGCCAGUGAUAUCUUUUCAGUUAAUCAAAUGAACAAUAUACAAUGACUUCUACAAAAAUGUCUGAUCCACUAGCCAUGGCUCUAUGCCUCUUAAACAGUCCUUGCUGUGGUCAUGAGAUGUCAAAUGAAGUUGCUUACCAUGCACAUGGUUUCAAAACCUUGUAAACUAUCAAAUGCAUGAAGACUGUUCCAAUAUAGGCAUUUUAGUGCCUCCAAGACACUUUGCCAAAUUCUAAGGCAGCAUUCACGGUAAAAGCAAUCCAAUAAUGCAUUGCGAUAAGCUCCGUGGAGAUUGCGGACCAGGCAUUAGAAAUGUUGAUUGUUAAUAAACGUACAUGUCAUUUAAUAUUGAAAAGCAUUGAUGGUUGUAAUUAAGAUGAAUUAUUUUAUAAUCAUUUUGUGUUCUGUGAAUUUUAUUUAGUGCUGGGCAGCAAUUAAUCGUGAUUAAUUGCAUCCAAAAUAAAAGUCUUUGUUUAUGUUAUAUACGCGUGUGUACUAAUUCAUGUGUAUAUAAAGACACAUACAUACAGUAUAUAUUUUGAAAAUAUUUUCAUGUAUAUAUUUAUAUUCAUAUCAUUUAUAUUUUUUAUAAAUAGUACACACAUAUAUAUUUUGUACACAAAACCUUUUAUUUUGGAUGCGAUUAAUCAUGAUUAAUUGUUGCCCUGCACAAAUUUGUAUGCGUAUUAUGUAUUAUUUAAUGUUUUAUUAGUGCAUUAGCCUAGCAACAUGUUCAUAUCAACAGUCUACAGCCAUUUUUUCAGCUGCCUUCAUUCCAGAAUUUUUACCCUAUGGAUUUGAAAACAUUUUCAUCAAUGAGUUAUAAGCUGUAAACCAUACCAACCAGCUAUGAAAUGAAUCACAACAUAAACUUUGAUUUGAAGCAAAGACAUUUCUGAAAAUCAGACAAAAAGACAUGAUGAAAAAGAAAGAAAUAAGAAACCGAGUAAUGCAGGCUGCUGGUUUCAACAACGGCGUGUACCAUCGAUUAACAACCUUGAAGCUCACAGAAGGCGUUUCUUUAAUGGUUUUUGUUAAAAAUCAAUUCCCCAACAGAGAAAAUGAUUGGUAUUUCACUUCCGGAACCAGAAUGUUCCAAAUAAAAUGAAUCAAUCAAAUUAUGUGGCACACAGACUUGCUACCUCUGUAUUAACGCUUCAAACUGGUCUCUUGUGAGGUUCAUGAUUAUAAUGUGUAGGCCGUAGUGAAACAGUUCACUAGGUUCUGGAACAGAGCUACAGCCUUAAUUCAGUUUUGCUUAUAUGUAUGACAUAAAAUGUCUCAAGUAGUUCUGCAUGUGAUUUUUUCUAUACACAUUUGUAUUUUAUAUGGAAGAAUAUCUUAUAAACGUAACUCAGUUGUGGUUAGAUUCAUUAAAAAAUAUUAUGCUUGGCAUGUACAGGGAAGAUUGUAUCUGCUAUACUGUACAAUAACAUCCCAGUCUACAGAUCAUCUGUGGAAACAUGUUUACAGAAACCUCUGACAAUUCAUCCAUAUAAUCCUGCAAUAAAUGUUUUACAGUGCAUUGUUGCUGAGUUAGUAUGUUACUAUGAAAGGAAACAAGAAGGCUCAUCAUUUUACCGCUUGGUGUACAUUGAGCUGAUGCCAAUCUCUACGUGGCCAAUUAUUCUUAAGUGGUUCCAUUUUUCCCAAUUUGGGAGGAGCGUCUCCGCAGAUCUCCAUCAUUCAAAUUACAUGUUUUCAUAAACAAGAACUCCAACAUAUGUGCAAAGGCUACGAUUAUAUGCCAUUACUACACUCAUUGACCUUA
Carassius gibelio (silver crucian carp) is the source of this 3355-nucleotide messenger RNA. RefSeq names its product protein FAM167A-like. The record is from RefSeq and is a predicted model, not a curated record. The transcript is spliced from 3 exons. The coding region runs from base 868 to 1470 and encodes 200 amino acids. NCBI's taxonomy places the organism in Eukaryota, Metazoa, Chordata, Actinopteri, Cypriniformes, Cyprinidae.